AUGAAGGGAGCAAAAAGGAAGAUUUUUCGAAUUAAUAGAAUUGUUAACUCACGCCAAAUUUUCAAGACAGAAGCCCAAAAGCCCCAUUUCGUUGUAAAAACUGAUUAUUUCAAGGCUUACUUCUCUCCAAAUGAUAUUUUUUCACAAGAAAUCGGAUUUGGACCGAUUAAAUUUAAUAACAGUUCUAUCAACUGUGUCACUGCCAGCAAUAACUACAUGCGUGGUGAAUUUAGCUCCUUACAGACUUUUAUGAGAUUCAAAUUGACAAAAACAGCGAAAACAAUAUUAUUUUUGCGGCCUAAUGAAGUUGACAUUCAGACUACCAUUCCAGCUUAUUACGGAGAAGUCACAAAUGAUGUUAUCUUCGGUAAAAAUCCUGGAAUGUGCGCUUGCUACAAUUAUAAUAAAAUGUUAUGGACUGGAUUUGUCUGUCAAAACAUAGUUUCUUUAUUUGCAUUCUACCAGCGACCUACAUUCCAAUCUGGCUUUCAAUUCACAUUAUCUCCUCAAUAUUCCAUUGAAAGAGUACUUGCUGCUUUUAAUUUCAAGGAAAAAUUGAAUAAUUUAGGAUAUAGAGUGAUUUAUACUCCUAAGAAACCAAAAUUUACCCAUCUUUUUGGCUUUCAAUACGCAGAAGAAAAUUAUGCAGCUACUCUUGAAUAUGAGACAAAGGUUGGACCAAGCAUUGGUUUAUCAUUCAAGCCAUUCAAAUUACUUGGCUUGAAAUAUGAUAUUCAAACAACAAUGAUUAUUCAAAAGGAUAAAUUCAAAUCGUUAGUGAAUGCAAACCUUAAUGAUGUUGUUACUCUUGCAGUAUUUACACGUCAGCCCUUUAUUGGUAAUCCAACAGUUUCUGUAGAAGUAUCUCUGAAUUUUAAGACAAAGAAGAAGGACGACCAAGAUUAA
Trichomonas vaginalis G3 is the source of this 906-nucleotide messenger RNA. RefSeq lists its product as uncharacterized. The transcript has a single exon. Lineage: Eukaryota; Parabasalia; Trichomonadida; Trichomonadidae. The coding region runs from base 1 to 906 and encodes 301 amino acids. The record is from RefSeq and is a predicted model, not a curated record.